AUGGCGUUAGAGCAGCUUCUUUGGGAUUCCGGCGCGACUGAGAGCUGGAUUGGCGGCCGAUCGACGCUUUUUGAGCGAGAAGAAGAUAAGGUCCAGGAGAAGGACGUUGAUUUCCUCCGAAAUGUCGAAGGCCCACCAGAGAACAUGGUCAGCCCGCCGUUCAGCAACCCUCAGCUUCAUUUGGACCAGAACUUUGGCGAUGACAAGCCGGUCAAGAUCAAGUUCAACCACGGUACUACUUGCUUGGCUUUUAAAUUCAAGCACGGUGUGAUGGUCGCUACCGAUUCCCGAGCCACUGCUGGUGGUUACAUCGCUUCUCAAGAAGUCAAGAAGGUCAUUGAAAUCAACCCCUAUCUUUUGGGAACAAUGGCAGGCGGUGCUGCUGAUUGCCAGUUCUGGGAACGGGUCCUCGCCAUGGAAUGCCGCCUUUACGAACUCCGAAAUAAGGAACGAAUUUCUGUCGCCGCUGCUUCCAAGCUUUUGGCGAACAUGGUCUACCAGUACAAGGGAAUGGGUCUUUCUAUGGGAACCAUGGUCUGCGGCUGGGACAAGAAGGGACCUGGUCUUUACUACGUCGAUGAUGGCGGACAGCGACUUGAGGGAUCCCUCUUCUCUGUCGGUUCCGGUUCUCUCUUCGCCUAUGGUGUCCUUGACGAAGGAUACUCCUACGAUCUUGAGGUCGAAGCUGCCAAGGACCUCGCUGUCCGCUCGAUUUACCACGCCACCUACCGAGAUGCUGCUUCUGGCGGUUUUGUCAACUUGUACCACAUGAAAGAAACUGGCUGGGAGCACUGCGGCUGGAUGGACGUUAAGGAGCUUCACUGGAAGUACCACGACGAGAAGGUUGCCCGAGCUCGUCAAUAA
Messenger RNA from Oikopleura dioica, 864 nucleotides. The record is from the annotation of a GenBank genome assembly. Lineage: Eukaryota; Metazoa; Chordata; Appendicularia; Copelata; Oikopleuridae.